Messenger RNA from Halichondria panicea, 954 nucleotides. RefSeq names its product ras-related protein Rab-14-like. Lineage: Eukaryota; Metazoa; Porifera; Demospongiae; Suberitida; Halichondriidae. Gene Ontology annotation, biological process: endocytic recycling; phagosome maturation; defense response to bacterium. The transcript is spliced from 9 exons. Gene Ontology annotation, cellular component: trans-Golgi network; phagocytic vesicle; Golgi apparatus. The record is from RefSeq and is a predicted model, not a curated record. The coding region runs from base 150 to 797 and encodes 215 amino acids. Gene Ontology annotation, molecular function: GTPase activity; GTP binding.
ACAAAGUUCAAAGGGUUUAAUAGUGGCAAAGAUCUGUACUAUACUGUAGCUGUAUCGGGAGCAAAGUGACUACUAUAUAUAGAGUUGGUUGUGUUACGGUCGAUAUUCCAGGUUUAUUUUGUAGCUGUCGUAGUUUUAACAUUACAGCAAUGAGUGCAGGACCAUAUAACUACUCCUACAUCUUCAAGUACAUCAUAAUCGGUGACAUGGGAGUGGGAAAGUCAUGCCUACUGCACCAGUUUACCGAGAAGAAGUUCAUGGCAGACUGUCCCCACACUAUUGGAGUUGAGUUUGGGACUAGAAUAGUGGAGGUGUCAGGUCAGAAGAUAAAACUUCAAAUAUGGGACACUGCAGGACAGGAGAGAUUCAGGGCGGUGACACGGAGCUACUACAGAGGGGCUGCUGGUGCUUUGAUGGUUUAUGACAUCACCAGAAGGAGUACGUACAACCAUCUCAGUAGCUGGCUAACUGAUGCUCGAAAUCUCACAAACCCAAAUACUGUUAUCUUUCUAAUUGGAAACAAGUCAGAUUUAGAAGGACAAAGAGAUGUUACGUAUGAAGAAGCAAAGCAAUUUGCAGAUGAAAAUGGUUUAUUGUUCAUGGAAGCCAGUGCUAAAACAGGUGACAACGUGGAAGAUGUGUUCAUAGAGACUGCGAAGAAAAUCUAUCAGAACAUUCAGGAUGGAAAUGUUGACCUAAAUGCAGCUGAUACUGGAGUGCAAUUAAAGACACAGAUUGCAUCCCCGGAUAGGAAACCUUCCAAAGAUACCAAGCAAGGAGAUAGUUGUUCGUGCUAGUAUUGUAGUUGUUGGUAAUGUGUAUAUAAGUACUUUAGUAUAGUCUUUUUUGUUUGCUUAUAUAGCUCUUGCCUGUUUUAUAGCAUAAGAACUGCAUUUCUAUGUGUGUUUGCAGCAUUUUAAAUAUAGUUCGACUGAUUAUCAUAGAUACUAUGAA